Molecule: messenger RNA, 2261 nt
Organism: Oryzias melastigma (Indian medaka)
Lineage: Eukaryota; Metazoa; Chordata; Actinopteri; Beloniformes; Adrianichthyidae
Gene: cnga1a
Product: cyclic nucleotide gated channel subunit alpha 1a
Exons: 5
Biological process (GO): potassium ion transport; monoatomic cation transmembrane transport
Cellular component (GO): plasma membrane; intracellular cyclic nucleotide activated cation channel complex
Molecular function (GO): intracellularly cAMP-activated cation channel activity; voltage-gated potassium channel activity; cGMP binding
Source: RefSeq, a predicted model, not a curated record
UUUUUCUAACAGAAAUGAACCAAAUCCCUCUCAUGUGACCAACACCAAUAACAACAACAACAAUGAAGAGUAAGUCUUUUAGAGAUAAGUGAAGCCCUUCAAAAUAAGAGUUACAGUUCAUUUUUCCUCUUUAAUAUUUCAAACUGUUUUUUUUUUCAGGGAGGAAAAAGAACAAAAGAAAAAAGAGAAGAAAGAGAAAAAAGAGUAUGCUUCUUGUAAAUCUAUGUUUUGGUCAUUUCUUCAAAAACAGGAAUACUUCAACUCAAAGUAUAUUUUUUAUUUCCAGAAAAAAGAAGAAGAAGAAGGAGAAGGAGGAAAAAGAAGCGAAAGAAGAAAAAGAGAGGGAGGCAAAGGAAAAAGAAGCAAAAGACGCAAAAGAGAAGGAGGCAAAGGAAAAAGAAGCAAAAGACGCAAAAGAGAAGGAGGCAAAGGAAAAAGAAGCAAAAGAGAAGGAGGCAAAGGAAAAAGACAAGAACAAGCCUAAAGAAAUAUUUGUCAUUAAUCCAGCUGGGAAUCUAUAUUACAACUGGCUGUUUUUCAUCACAAUGCCUGUUAUGUACAACUGGACCAUGAUUGUUGCCAGAGCUUGCUUUGAAGAACUUCAGCACGACUAUAUACUCUAUUGGUUUUUAUUGGACUAUACUUCUGACCUAAUAUAUCUGGCUGACAUGUUCUUCAGGACCAGAACAGGCUACCUUGAACAAGGCUUGAUGGUUAAAGAUAAGAAGCUGCUCCGGGAUCGUUAUACGUCCAGCUUCCAGUUCCGUCUUGAUGUCCUCUCCAUGCUGCCGACAGAUAUCUUCUAUUUUGUCUUGGGUCUUGAUUACCCAGAGAUCCGAAUCAACAAGCUGCUGAGAAUAGGUCGAAUGAUGGAGUUCUUCACAAAGACAGAGACCAAAACUAACUACCCUAACAUCUUUCGCAUUGCAAACCUCAUCAUGUACAUUCUCAUUAUCAUUCACUGGAAUGCCUGUUUUUACUUUUCUUUUUCUAAAUCCAUCGGCUUUGGUGCAGACGAGUGGGUCUAUCCAGCUCUGGAUGACCCGGAUGAACCGGAGUUUGGGCAGCCUAUGAGGAAGUAUGCGUUUAGUCUUUACUGGUCCACACUAACGCUGACCACCAUUGGAGAAACCCCCCCGCCAGCUCUAGAUUCAGAAUUCUUUUUCCAUGUUAUGGACUUCCUGGUCGGUGUCCUGAUCUUUGCUACCAUUGUGGGAAACAUUGCCACCAUGAUCUCCAACAUGAAUGCCGCUCAAGCCCAAUUCCAGGCCCGGAUUGACAACAUCAAGCACUACAUGCAGGCUCGAAAAGUCAGCAAGGAGCUUGAGUUGCGAGUCAUCAAGUGGUUUGAUUACCUGUGGAACAACGGAAAGGCGCAAGACGAAAGAGAAGUUCUGCGGUACCUCCCGGAUAAGUUGAAAGCAGAAAUAGCCAUCCAGGUCCACAUGGACACUCUGAAAAAGGUUCGUAUUUUUGCCGAUUGCGAGGCAGGACUCCUCAUCGAACUGGUGCUAAAACUCCGACCCCAGGUUUUCAGUCCUGGAGACUACAUCUGUAAGAAGGGAGACAUUGGCCGUGAGAUGUACAUUAUCAAAGACGGAAAGCUUGCAGUCGUUGCCGAUGACGGCGUCACGCAGUUUGUUGUGCUGGGCAGCGGCAGCUAUUUUGGUGAAAUCAGUAUUCUUAAUAUCAAAGGCAGCAAAGCAGGCAACAGGCGGACAGCCAACAUCCGCAGCAUUGGAUACUCGGAUCUCUUCUGCCUCUCAAAAGAUGACCUGAUGGAGUCCUUGCUGGAAUAUCCAGACGCCAAAGGCAUGCUGGAGGAGAAGGGAAGGCAGAUCCUGAUGAAAGACGGACUGAUUGAACUGGAUCCAGCAAACAUCAAACCUGAGGCUAAAGAGCUGGAAGAAAAAGUUGACAACUUGUACACCACAAUGGACCUGAUGCAAACUAAGCUCAAGAAGAUUCUGCAAAAAAACAAAACUGCCGACAAAGCACUCAAAGAGCGCAUCAAAGAUCUGGAGCUCCUGAGUGGAGAGGAGGUAGAAGAAGACGAGGAGGAUGAAGCUGUGAAAAAGGAAGCAACAGUGGAAGAAGCUGUGGAGGAGACAGCAGAUGGAACGGCGGGAGAUGAUGAAGAGAAAAAGGAAGAAAAGGGUGAGGUGUCAGAGAAAGGUGAGGAAGAAGAAGAAAAGCCUGAUGAAGCGAAGGAGGAAAAAGAAAAAGGUGAAGAGGAAGAAGAAAAGAAAUCAGAAGAGGAA